Halteromyces radiatus is the source of this 816-nucleotide messenger RNA. RefSeq lists its product as uncharacterized. Lineage: Eukaryota; Fungi; Mucoromycota; Mucoromycetes; Mucorales; Cunninghamellaceae. The record is from RefSeq and is a predicted model, not a curated record. The transcript has 5 exons. Bases 1 to 816 code for a protein of 271 amino acids.
AUGCAAUCACCUUUUGAUACAAUUGUCAAACUAUGCUUUAAACACACAAGAUUAUCACCUUCUGUUUUAUUCAAUUUGUCUCAAGCUUUAUACAUUGUUGCUCUUGGUCUUCGCACUACUCAUUUGAUUGAUUAUCACCUUACUCCAAAUCAAGCAAAACAGCUUCUUCAACAUCUACGUAAGCAUAAGGAUGGACGUGACCUGAUAUUGUUACAGUUUACAGAUCGUUACACAUUUAUUGGCCAUCGGAAACGGUUACUAGAACGUUGUCAUAGUUCAGUCAAGGAGAUUUGUUAUAUUGAUGUUCAAGGAAAGAUACCAUUCAAGUUGGACAAGGUACCUGAUGAUCUACAAGAAUUUCUAGAAGAGCAACUGCAACCAUAUGUGGAGCAACUAGAAAAAACGUCCAUUAUCACCAACGACAAAGAUGACGAAAAGGUAUUCAUGGUAUCCAACUUGCCUUGUUUCAUGGUCGCGUUGACAGGCUGGCUUUUAGAGUAUCCUAUGGUGUACGUGUGUCACCAAGUAGGUGACAUCUUUGAUGAAUGGGAACCGCGUGUCAAUUGCUUGGGAAAUAUUCCAUUGGUAUGGGUCAAGUUACAAAUUCAAGAAAAACAACUGAUGUCAACAAGACAACAACCAUAUUCACUUCUCAGUUUCACUUAUCCAACAUGUAUCUUACCAACAGCGAAGGAACAACAACAAGUAGUGGAUCAUCUUAGGAAUAUCUUUUCGGCAAGAUUAUCUAGUUACUGUUCUUCCAUGAGGUUGAUCAUUCAUCAAGAAAUCGUGACUUUGGAUCGUGUAGCUUUGUAA